Messenger RNA from Zootermopsis nevadensis, 634 nucleotides. It is a transcript of the gene mRpL23, whose product is annotated as mitochondrial ribosomal protein L23. Gene Ontology annotation, cellular component: mitochondrial large ribosomal subunit; ribosome. Gene Ontology annotation, biological process: mitochondrial translation. NCBI's taxonomy places the organism in Eukaryota, Metazoa, Arthropoda, Insecta, Blattodea, Termopsidae. Gene Ontology annotation, molecular function: structural constituent of ribosome. The record is from RefSeq and is a predicted model, not a curated record.
GCCACAGUAUACAUUUUGUGUAAUUGAGGAGCAAUCUAGUACUCACUGAUAGAAGACAAUUACGGAUCGAGGUGUUAUGUUUUUGUCGUCCGUGACAGGCUAAUACAAAUACGUAAAAUGUCUACAAGAUGGUAUCCUCUGUACCAGGUGGGAAAUCCUCAGCAAAGAGUGUUUCUUCCAAACUUUUGGUUGAAACUGGUGAGACCUAGUCACAAAUUUCCACCAAAUGUUGUCCAGUUCAUAGUAUCCAUACAGAUGACAAAAUAUGACAUCAGAAAUUACCUCGAGAAGAUAUACAAAAUUCCAGUUGUUAAUGUACGGACUGUUGUCACAAUGGGAAAAACAGAACAAGAUCAAUUAAAGGGAUAUGUAACAAAAGAGGACGACUUCAAAGUUGCAUUUGUCACACUGCCUCGAGGGCAGGAAUUUCAUUUUCCAGACAUAUUUCCAAAGGAUGAGAAGAAAUUGGAUGAUGAUGCCAAAACAUUAGAAGAGACAAAAAAGAAUUAUAGAGAGUUCUUAGACAAAAGUAAUCAGCAGCCAGGAAUACCUGGAUGGUAUUCUUUCUAGUGCAUAAGUGACGUCUGAAUAAAUUAAAGAGGUGUGAUUAAAGGAUCAGUUUCAUAAAUGCUUA